Messenger RNA from Liolophura sinensis, 1639 nucleotides. Its product is annotated as autocrine proliferation repressor protein A-like. The transcript has 12 exons. NCBI's taxonomy places the organism in Eukaryota, Metazoa, Mollusca, Polyplacophora, Chitonida, Chitonidae. Bases 367 to 1479 code for a protein of 370 amino acids. The record is from RefSeq and is a predicted model, not a curated record.
UUUGGUGAGCGAGCACAAUAAUUAAAUUCAUGCACAUACAUUGUGGUCAUGGAAAUACAAUGGAAGAGUGUAAGACUAUGUCAAAACUGUGAGGGAAGCUGAGAGACUUGUGCGAUGCCAAAACUUACACGAUUAUAAGUAUAUACAAUGGCUGAUAGUGGGAGAGAAGAGUGAAAAAAGGGAGUACUGAUAGCGGACGGACUUUGAGAAACGAUCAGACAAUACCCUCAUGUGAUCGGCCACACAAAGGUUAGGUUAUUAUAUAGAAACAUCAUAAUGAUUUGAAAUAGUUGACAGUUGCGGUUUGAAUGUAGGAUGAACGUUAAUGUGAUCUUUUAGACAAUAGAUGACCACAAAGACAGCAUAAUGAGGAUUUUUUACAGUUGUAUUCUUUCACUCGGCGUAUGGCUGUCUUCUGUUUCAUGGUCGCUGUCCACACCGCUGGACGAUUAUGUCAACAAGCCCGAUCCACACUACAGCUAUAAGCUGAUAGACACAUUCCGAGGGCCUGACUAUACCCUCUAUACAUUAAAUAUGACUUCACAGAAAUGGAAAUCAGAUGAUGUGGUAACGCACCCGAUAUGGUGGCACUACUUGAGUGUGACAAUACCAGACGAAGUCGAACUCAAGAAUACAGCUUUUCUUUUCAUUGACGGAGGAUCAAAUCAUGACAAACCACCGAAGCCCACGGAUAACUUUGUGUCGUUGAUCACGAUGUUUGCUGUGGGGACGAAAUCAAUAGGUGCCAACCUCAAAAUGAUUCCAAAUCAGCCAGUGGUAUUUAAGAAAGACCCAACCCAAAAGUCCCGCUCCGAAGAUUCCAUCAUUGCCUGGACGUGGAAAACGUUUAUUGAAAACACUACAGACCCUGAGAUCCUUCUGAGAAUGCCAAUGACCAAAGCAGCCGUAAGAGCGUUGGACACAAUAACCGAUUUCGCGGGGAAAACUGCAAACAUCACACCGAGCAAGUUCAUGGUGGCCGGAGCAUCCAAGAGAGGAUGGACAACUUGGACUACUGGUGCAGUGGACAAAAGGGUGUUCGCCAUAGCACCAAUAGUAUUAGACGUUCUGAACUUCGUAAAGAAUCUUCAUCACUUUUAUCGAGCGUUGGGAGGGUGGACAUUUGCUUUUAACAGUUAUUAUGAGCUAAACUUCACCGAUCAGCUGGACAAUCCAAAUACACAACUAAUGGCAGAUAUUAUUGAUCCUAUCUCCUAUAACGACCGAUUGACAAUGCCCAAGCUGGUUAUCAGCACCGGGGGGGAUGAGUUUUUCCUGCCUGACGAUUCUCAUUAUUACUUCAAUCAGCUCAGUGAACCGAAAUACAUGAGAAUUCUUCCCAAUGCAGAACAUUCCUGUGCCGGACACGAGAUCAGUCUCUUUUUUACUCUGAGGGCUUUUUACUUAUCCAUUGUGAAGGGGUGGACAUUCCCAAGGUUUCUUGGAAACGAGAAACGCUUUCAAGUGGUGGUCGUAUAACUGUGAUGACAGAUACUACACCCAUGACAAUCCAUGCAUACAAAGCCAAAACACUUGACGGUCUAAGGAGGGAUUUCCGCCUUUAGUGGGAACACCUGGCAACCCUACGAAACCCUUUCCACACCCCGUUCCAUGGCUGACAUUUGACGUACAGGAAGUG